GGCUUUUAUUUAGAAAUAAGAUUUAACUUGCAUUUUAGAUCGAUUUUUGUAUUUAUUCCUUAAAACGAAAGGAUAUUAUUUUUAUGGUAUUUGCAGAAAUUGAAAAUAUAUAAACUUAUUUAUAAUUUGCCCUAUCACAUCAGUUUGAUACAGAAUGCCGGAAAUUGACUUAAAUAAUGUUUUGUGUGUAUCGUGUUUGUGUAUAGGAAGAAGAUUACAAAGACUAAGUGAAAGUUUAAAUAAGUUUUAUAUGGAUGCUCUAUACGAAAUACCGCUGUCCAAUGUAGACUGUAUAGAUCCAGUUGUGUGUUGGGAGUGUGAAGCAAUUUUAAAGAAAUGUCUCUCCUUCCGUGAGCAAGUAAAGGAUUCAUAUAGAAUUCUGCAAACUUACACAGUAGAGAACCUAAAUGAAUGUCUACUUAGUGAUGUGUCUCGUCCACCAAGAUUAAUUAUUCAUAGCAAUGAUUCAGUUAACAUAAACCCAUUUAACGAAGUUAAAGUUGAAUUUGAAACAGAUAUAUUAAAAACUGACACAGAUUACCAAUUAUCAGAUACAGAUGACAUAAAUAAUGAUGAGAUACAGACAGUUUUGUGUGAUAUUAAAAAUGAAUUUGUGUCAACAGAAGAUGAGAAAGACAGUCUUACGAUGAAAAAUUUUGCUGACAUAAAAGAUGAAAAAACUGACUUCGAUUCACUAGUAGAAAAGAGAGAUAUGAAACAGAAUAACAAGAGAAAGUUAAACCGAGAAAGAGAUAAAGGGAGAAGCAAAAUUAAGGCUGAUUCAAACAAAUAUCCAACUUAUAAAACCUUACCGAGACAAGUUAUACAUAGAAAGGAUCAAGUUCAAAGAACACCAGAGCUUAAACCUCACAAGAAAAGGGUUCAAUGUGGCGAAUGUGAUAAAACAUUUAGUCAUCGUGCUGGUCUGAUGAAUCAUCGCAUAACGGUGCACGAAGCUCAAAAUGAAUUCCCAUGCAAAGUGUGCAAAAAGGUGUUCAGGUGGAAGACAAGUUUAAAACGACAUCUGGAGAAACACGCGGCUAAUACUCAAACUCCUGAAGCAUUUUGUUCGCUAUGUGGUAUCGGGUUUGGGAGUGUAGCAUCACUACAGCGACAUCUUAGAAACAGUUUGAAACACGUGACGCCGGAUCAACUUAAAUUCAUAUGCGAUCAUUGUAAGCGUCGUUUCGCAGACAAAACGAAAUUGCGAGAUCAUAUAGAAGACAAACAUUUACACAGAACAUAUAAAUGUUAUAUAUGUGAUAAGCCGUCAAAAAACCGGGUUGGAUUGGAACAACACAUCCGUAACGUGCAUAAGGGAAGACCAAACAAUAAAAUGUGUCAUCAUUGUGGAAAGGGAUUUCCGACAAAAGUCCAGCUCGAAUCCCACAUCCGAACACACACAGGCGAGAGGCCAUUUAUCUGCGAAUAUUGUCCUACGACCUUCUCACAACAAUCGAACUUGUAUAAGCAUCAUCGGCAGGUCCAUCAAAGUAUAAGGAUAAGAAAAAAGAAAUUACCCGCAAUGAAGAAAAAUGAUCACGAAAGCACUGAAGAUCCCGUCUUGCCCAUAGCCGUUAUACAAUACAUGGCACUACCAGACAAUGUGUUCACUGUAUGAAAUUAAAACUACCCUCAUUGUGGAAGCAGCUGUCCACAGAAGUAUAGUAAUGCGACUUUAUGUCCUUCAAGAAAAGAGCGUACCAAUUCUUAAAAAGCCGGCAACGCACUUGCGAGCCUUCUGACAGUGUAGGCGGCGGUAUCACUUCACAUUAAAUAUCCUGCCCAUUUGCCACAUGUUUAAAAAAAUUACACUAAAAUCCUCAGGACAGUUCUCAAUGGCGUUUAAAAUAAUAUAUAGAAGUAAAUUAU
Messenger RNA from Pieris napi, 1872 nucleotides. RefSeq names its product histone-lysine N-methyltransferase PRDM9-like. The coding region runs from base 155 to 1621 and encodes 488 amino acids. The record is from RefSeq and is a predicted model, not a curated record. Gene Ontology annotation, biological process: regulation of transcription by RNA polymerase II. Lineage: Eukaryota; Metazoa; Arthropoda; Insecta; Lepidoptera; Pieridae. Gene Ontology annotation, cellular component: nucleus. The transcript has 15 exons. Gene Ontology annotation, molecular function: RNA polymerase II transcription regulatory region sequence-specific DNA binding; zinc ion binding; DNA-binding transcription factor activity, RNA polymerase II-specific.